AUGCCCGAAGACCAGCAUGCAUUACACCUGAAGCUGGUGGAAUCACUAAUACAAGAUAACAGAACUCUUGCCAGCGAGACGAGAAGAAGGUAUGCCCCAAUAAAAGAGGAUGGAGCAACAGCACUGAUCGAAACGCUGUGGAUUUUAAUGGAGUCGAACAUUGAGGAGUUGCGGGUGUUACAAACUGCUAUUUUGUUGCUCACAACUUCUGGGACAGUUCGUGGAAAGCUACUAGCAAGGGCACUCACUUUGUGUUUGCGCUUACACAACUCAAAGACACCAGCGACUGUGAAUACCGCGGCCGCUGCUAUUCGGCAGUGCGCUUGUGCUGUUUUCGAUAGGGUUCUCAAGGAAGAAGCCAGUUUAUCCGACGAAGUAAACAAAUCGGUUGGUCUUCAUAACCUUCGACCGGAUGAAGUUGUAUGUAUCAGCGUUGACGAGUUGAGACCGGCCUCAAAAGACGCGUACAGGCUUUUUCAAGAUAUAUGCGCUCUUCUGAACGAUGAGCCAGCUCAAUGGCUGACUGGCACGCUCGAUCUUAAUCGUUCUCUUGGUUUGGAACUCAUUGAGUCAAUAAUCACUCAGUUCUCCCGAUUGUUCCGCCAAAACGUGGCGUUCGCCUACUUGUUGAAAACAAAUCUGUGUCCACUGGUGAUCAAACUGUUUUCCCCGAGUUUGAAAUUGCGCCCAACACCCUCAGCUUCGUCACCAACCGGUCUGGCCGAAGUAGCCUCAGCAGCACUGGCCGCCGCAGCUGCUGCGGUAGCCCACGCCAGUGCAGCUGUCUAUUCUUCUUCCACAAGUGCGACUUCGGGGGAGAAAGCAACCUUCCCCCUGCUCGUUCGCUUGAAGCGUUUGAUUACCGUAACGGUGGAACAGUAUUUUCAUUUGCUGAAUACCGAAUGUGAAAUAUACCUGUCUUUAUUGAUUCGCUUCUUGGAUGUCGAGAAGACAGCUUGGCAGCGUGCACUCGCACUUGAAGUUUUGCACAAAUUUUCUGCCCAGCCAGAAUUAAUUCGCCAUGUGUGUAUGUCCUACGAUAUGCGCCAACAUUCGACGAAAAUAUUUCGCGAACUAGUCAACACGUUGAGUCAGUAUGUUCAAACGGUCCUGAAUAAUCCGUUGCUUGGUGAUGAGUUGGCCAAAGAAUCCGGUCAACCAAACGCCCUCGUUAGUCCUCACGCCCCCAACCAGUCGUUGUUAUACUACAAAGGUUCCUUCUUUCUCAUACUACAACCGACGUCGUUCUUAGUCGACCUGCUAGAUCGGUCAGAAGCACCUACUCUUCAGGAUGGCUAUUGUCUAUCGUUGGCCGUAUCAUGUUUGCUUCGGAUUGUGCAAACCCUGAAUUCCAUUGUAACUUGCCCUGUUGGCGAAGAUCCUAUGGAACCUACCACAGGUCAUGUUAUCGGCGGAGCAGACGUGCGGGAACAGUUUGUGUCACUCUCUUGGACUGGUCUCUUGUCAGCCUUUGCACUUCUACUGGAGUCCAGCGCGGACGAAAAAAUUACUGCAAGUCUACUGGAGUCGCUCCAACUAAUGGUGGGUCUUUGUGGAAUGCUUAAGUUGGAGGCUGCUCGUGACGCAUUCAUUAUGACGUUGUGCAAGUCGGCGCUUCCAGCACCCUAUGCCAGGUCUUUGGUGGUGGGUUCUACGAACAGAGGUACCACUGGUGCAGCUGCUCUUCAGACUGUUGCGAUUCCACAUGAGGAUGCAUUCGAGCGGAGUCCAGUAGCUGUGGUAGUGACACAGGGAGUCGGAAACAGUGUGAAUAUUAACACAAAGCCCACCACAACAGGACCUGCAAGCGUGCCCCAAUCAACUACCACUUCGUCAGCGAUUUCCUCUGUAAGCACUACCGAGUCCCAUGGUACUUCUCCCACUGGGUCUUUGAUCCUCACGGUGAAACAUCUGCAAGCGGCUCGCGCAGUUCUUGAAAUGGCUCAGGUUUACGGAAACUUUCUUGGUUGUUCGUGGAAUAUCGUCUUGUCCACUUUUCAGAAUUUGGUUUGGAUGUUGAGCUUGAAAGUUGAACCAGUCGCCCAACUGUAUUUCAAACCGCUUCCUACUUCUAGUACUGCGGUUGCCAAGCCUCCGGAUGGUCCACUUGCGAGUGCACCUGGUAAUCAGGCACAAUCUGGUACUCCUCUACUCAGUUCAUCUGCGACAAACGAUCUUGCUGUUCUGUCUUCAAUGUUAUCCGCCUUAUUCACUCGCUCCAACGAGCUUGAUGCGACCGCUUUGAAUGAUCUAAUUUUGGGGCUGUGCCAACUAUCAUCUGAGGCCAUGGAAUUGGCGAGCGUGAAUAAGAAUCCCAGCCAGUUUCCGGUCUUUAAGCUGACGGAGGUUGGUCUCGUCAAUAUCGAUCGACUCAAUCUCUGGUGGGACAGUGUUUGCUGUCAGCUGCUCUCUAUGUGCAAACUCUCCCACACCGAGCUCCGCCAGUUGGCUGCCGACGCCUUGGUUACGCUGAUCAAACAAGCGAUUUCCUUUCAACAAACGCCAGGCUUUUGGAAAAAUGAUAGCUUGACCACUGUCGUGUUGGAUCCCUUGUCGGCUCUGUCCGACGUCCCGUAUGAUGAUGUCAGAGGUAAGCAGCUCGAGUGUGUGCAGCACAUGCUCCACUGUUGCGGAGAGCAAAUCGGUACUUGCUGGUUGCGGCUGAUUGAAAUCAUCGGUGUAAUCCGGGAUUCAUUCAAGGUCGACCUCAUUCAAACUGCCUUCCAAUGCUUCAAGCUGAUUGUCACCGACUAUUUAUCGUCCCUUCUGCCCAACUGCUAUCCGGCUUGCGUGGAAACUGCUGCUCGCUUUGGACACCAGAAACAGGAUUUGAAUAUCGCUCUCACGGCGAUUGGGUCCAUUCUCCAUUUGGCAGAUUACCUGCUACAAUUAGACGGACUACCCGAGACAAAGAUUGGUCAAGGUGGUCUGUCACUGCACGAUUUAUGGAUUGAUAUAUUUUGUAAACUUGCUGACCUGUGUUUGGAUCGACGCCCAGCAAUACGCAAAUCAGCCUGUCAGACGCUGUUCAAUACAGUCGAGUGCCAUAGUGCACGCCGUUUUGAUGAGGCCACUUGGUCCGCUCUCUUCUGGAAAGUCUUGUUCCCACUGCUGACAAACGUGCGUGAAUUGUGCGCAAGUGCUCCAGUGGAACGUGUUGACGGUCGGCCAAACAGUCUGCUCAUUCACCACACUCGUGACACUGCAGCUAAACAAUGGGCCGAGACGGUGGUGCUUACCUUAUCGGGCGUGGCACAACUCUUUGUUUCGAAGCAGGAGCAGUUGCUCGCAGAAUACCCGAAGUUUUGGCUCGCAUUCUUGGAGCAGAUUAACUUGCAUGCUUUCACUAAUAGUGCGGAAAUAUCGGUAACAGCACUGAAAGCAUUGCAAAUUUUACUGGAAAUCCGAGCUUCGCAAACAGUUCAUGGAGUCUCUUUAUGGCCACCGGUAUGGGAAGCCUGGUUGCGAAUAGGACUGAGUUCGGUGGAUCUUCGCGGUGUGGACGUAUCGAGAAGAGCUGCUGAUGUGGCCGAACCCGAACCGACUGAUGAAAGCAAUGAGACAAACGGAAAUGGGGAUGAAGCCAGCUCCCCAACCUUCGUGACUCUUCUGUUUGACCUGUUCAUCCCGCUGUUUACUCGCACACGAUCAUCAUUCCCUGCUGUGGAUUUCGGGCGUCUGGAGAAGAUAAUUCGACUCGGUGUACUCACUCCCCUGCACGUUGCCUAUUUGUAUCCCCAGAUGGCUAGCUGCUCGGCACCACUACCCGUCACUGAUGAUGGCACACUGUCUCCGUUGCAAGAAGUAGUUAUUCGCUGUGUGGAAUUUUUACUGGAAAAUAUACAUUCCUCUGGCAGUGAUUUGUCCUGCCAUUUGGUGCCAAUGUUGCAGCUGGUCCUCGCUCUGGCAACUUACGCUGUCUACAUCCCCAAACCCGAGCAAUCUGGUCCCGGACGAAUGGAAAUCGUCCCACUAAAUUACAUAACAUUUUCUGAGAAGUGUCUGCAACUCACAGUCGACGUCUACCUGGCUGGGUCGGAUUGGGAUGAGCAAAGUCGCGUUGAAGUCCUCGAGGCUAUAGUCAAGACCCUACACAAACCUUUGGCGCUGAAAUAUGGUUGUCCUUCUCAAUCCACUUGGUUGUUGGCCAGUCGCUGUUUCUUUCAAGUCAUCCCGACAUCUGUGCCUUUGCUGAUACCUAGAACAAAGCAGCCAACUUCGUUUUUAAAACGCCGGUCUGAUGGGACAAACGGAAUCAGAGAAGGUUUAUGUACCGAAAUUGGUCAAACUCUAUAUGACUUUCUUUUCUACCAACAACAACCACCGUCAUCAUUAUCGAUUAACGAGUUCCAGCAACACGAAGAGCUUGAUUGCAAGUUUAUCAAUUUGAUCAGUGACUUGUUCCUAUCAAGCUCGUCACAGCUGCCUGAUGUUUUUAUCAGCCGUCUUGUGAACCUGUUGAGUUUGGGAUCCGUUCAAGCUACCGUAAACAGUGCCGUCACAGCACUCGAUGGUUCAGAUAGCUGGUCUUCGGAUGCGGGUGAUAGUCUGUUCGCGUUGGAUUGUAAUGGCCUUAGCACGCCUGAACCGGAUGUACCUCAGUCAUCCAGGCUGCAGAACAAGAUGGGAAACUCUUUUGAGAAGUCGGAGAAAAGGCGUCCCCGGUGUUCUGUUGGAAUGGCCGUGAGGCAAACAGAAGUAGGAAUUUUCGGUCCCGGAGAUCCGUUGACUGACAGUGCUCUCAAUUUGGAUUUAAAUCUCGAUAGGUUGCGUCAGUAUGCAUUCCGUGAGGAAUUCGCUCGUCUUUGCUUCAGUAAGCUUCUUGCUCAUGCCUUCUCCGGACCGCAGUCCACCAGAGGAGAUGAAAAGUCAACCCAGGCGAGUAGCGCGUCACAAACUGUGGUCCAAACCAAUAGUGACCUAUCCAUCACAGUCAGUCGGGCCGCCGUGCGCAGCAUUCUACAACGCUGUCGCAUAACUUUGAUUCAGUUUUUCCAAGCGGCACAACUUACUGGUAAAUGUCCCCUGCCAAGAGCGCGAUUGGUAGAAAUCGCUUACGUGUUCAAAGCACUGACAACCAUGUUGACAUCGUUGCAGUCGGUUUCGUCACAGCGUGAUGUGGAUCCCUCUACGUGGAACCACGUCAUGGAUCUCUAUCCACACAUUGUCGACUGUGUUCUCGUCACCGGUGGUAGUCAAAUGACGGUGGCUUUGCACAGACUUCUAAGACUAUAUGGCGACCUACUUCGACCAAUCGGUUUGGCAGCUCCGGGCAAACAUACAACCAACGGUGUAUAGAAUAGUUGUUUCUACACCACAUUCAAACAGUCUGUGAUAAUUGUUCCUUUCCCAAACCAGCCCACACCCCACCCUACAAGUGCGAGUGAUUACGAUUACGUUACUGGUCUCACGUUUAUUUCAAUUAGCAACCAAACCACUUUGACAAACUCUUCAUUAUAUUUCCCCCCGCCUACAUUUUUUUUCAAUUUCCAUCGUUACCUCACUUCUACCCAAACCGUUUCUGACAAUGCAUUGUUUUUUUAUAAGCAUUCUUAUGACGAUAUGCAAUUCUUGAUUUUUC
Molecule: messenger RNA, 5581 nt
Organism: Opisthorchis viverrini
Lineage: Eukaryota; Metazoa; Platyhelminthes; Trematoda; Opisthorchiida; Opisthorchiidae
Exons: 31
Coding region: 1-5298 (1765 amino acids)
Source: RefSeq, a predicted model, not a curated record